This is a messenger RNA of Apus apus (common swift), 2352 nucleotides long. It is a transcript of the gene AQP3, whose product is annotated as aquaporin 3 (Gill blood group). Gene Ontology annotation, molecular function: urea transmembrane transporter activity; glycerol channel activity; water channel activity. Bases 71 to 949 code for a protein of 292 amino acids. Gene Ontology annotation, cellular component: basolateral plasma membrane; plasma membrane. Lineage: Eukaryota; Metazoa; Chordata; Aves; Apodiformes; Apodidae. The transcript is spliced from 6 exons. The record is from RefSeq and is a predicted model, not a curated record. Gene Ontology annotation, biological process: glycerol transmembrane transport; water transport.
AGAAACCUUGCUGAGGCUUUGCCAGCUGCUGCUUUUUCCCUGACAUCCCUUGAAGAGCACCUCUACUGCGAUGGGGAGGCAAAAGGACGUUCUUGCUACUAUUGAGGACCACCUGAGGAUCAGAAACAAACUGAUCCGGCAAGCACUGGCGGAGUGCCUGGGGACGCUGAUCCUGGUGCUUUUUGGCUGUGGUUCCGUUGCCCAGAUCGUUCUCAGCAGAGGGAGUCAUGGAGGUUUCCUGACUGUUAACCUGGCCUUUGGCUUCGCUGUGACUCUUGGCAUUUUGAUUGCAGGACAAGUAUCAGGUGGACAUCUGAACCCAGCUGUCACUUUUGCUAUGUGCUUCUUGGCUCGGGAGCCCUGGAUCAAGCUACCAAUUUAUGCCCUGGCCCAAACCCUGGGGGCUUUUCUGGGAGCUGGCAUAGUCUUUGGGCUGUACUACGAUGCCAUCUGGGCUUUUGGAAACAACCAGCUGCUUGUAACAGGACAGAAUGCCACUGCUGGUAUCUUUGCCACCUAUCCAUCUCAGCAUCUGAAUGUCGUGAAUGGAUUCUUUGACCAGUUUAUUGGCACUGCUUCCCUGAUCGUUUGUGUUUUGGCUAUUGUUGAUCCCUACAACAACCCUGUCCCCACGGGUCUGGAGGCUUUCACAGUUGGCUUUGUUGUCCUUGUUAUUGGAACCUCCAUGGGCUUCAACUCUGGCUAUGCUGUUAACCCUGCCAGGGACUUCGGGCCUCGUCUCUUCACAGCCAUUGCUGGCUGGGGCACUGAAGUGUUCUGGACUGGUAAACAGUGGUGGUGGGUUCCAGUCGUUGCUCCUUUCCUUGGGGCCAUCGCGGGAGUGAUAGUCUAUCAGCUGAUGAUUGGAUGUCAUGAUGAGCCUUCUCCACCUGCCUCUGAGCAGGAAACAGUCAAGCUGGCUAACGUGAAGCAUAAGGAGAGGGUCUGAGAAAGCUGCCUCCCAGAUCUGGCAGACAUUCAUUGCUCAGGACUGCAGAGAAGAGGAGUAAGGGGUUAAGAAGAGCUUCAAGAACAACAGGAAGAGUUUUUUUUCCUGUCUUGAGAUAUUAUAGAUUGUUUUUUUUUUGUUUGUUUUUUCCCCUUUGUGUAUAUCCCUAAUGCAUUUGCUUUAGGCAUUUUCCUGUGACCCUUUUCCCAAAUGCAGUAUCAUGUUAUCUUUGUCUAGUAGAAGGGGGCUGAGGACUGUAGGAGUCGGGAGAGAAGUGGGCAUUACUGUCCAACACCUCCAAUAUGGGCCAGUUGUUCAGGAAUCUGGAGAUCUUUUGGACUGUCUUGCUGGCCUUGCCUGUUAGCUUGGCAAACUGCUUCCCUCCAAACCUGUGUUCCCAUCUGUAGAGUGGGAAUCAUACUAAACACAUUUUUUUUUUUGCUAACAUAGAAUCGGAACUCCUACAUCCCAGGAAAAAUUUGCCUGUGAUUCUACUAUGGAUCAAAUUAAUGCUUGGUGUUUCUCUAAAGUCAGUUACUUGGCACUAGGAAUUUACUUGUCUAAAGGAUUUUUAUUAGCCAAAAUUUUAUAUCCCACAUGAAUUCCUAGAACAUCAUAUCAAUUAGCUGAUCCAUAAUGCCAGAGCAGAGUGAGAAUGCACUGCUUUUGUAUUUAAUAUUAAGAAAAAAAUAUUUACAAACCACUGCACCCUGGUGUUUUAAUAACAAUUUUUAAUAUUGUUCUAGCCAGAGGCUGAUCUGGAAAGAAAGCUUGGCUCCCUGUAGCAGCCUCUCUAAGUAUUCAACUUUGUAUAUAAACUACCAAGCAGCCAAGUUCCACUGGAAAGACGAGGCUGCUAAAGUUGUGUGUGUUCAUGCAAAUUUCACAGUAGUGGUUUGCUUUUUUUAAAAUAGAUUUAUACAUAAAUAUGCUCCUUAAAGCUGUUACUAAAUACCAGGAUGGGAUGAGUUAAUUUAAAGAUGUAUGGGAAUUGCCUGUUCCCUGACAGCUUCAAGAUACUGUUGGGUUUUCCUGGGGUGGCCUUAGAUUAUGGCAUUGUGUUGUUGGAACAUUUCCUAUCUUGCAGAAUGACUGGGGUAUCUCUGGUACUCACAGUGGAGGGGCUGAGGUCAGGCAACUCCCUUUCUAGCAGUGCUGGCAUCUUAGGGGAUAUCUGGCUCUCCCAAUGCCUAUUGCAGAGUAUUUGAAAUAAGCAGUACUGGUUGUGAAAGAAACUGUAGGUCUCACACGACUGCAUUAGAGAAACUCUUUCAAAGCCUGUUUCUUUAAUGUGCUAAGUCAUUGAAAUAUGUAACUUUGUACACAUUUCCAGUUACUAAAAUGAUGUACUCUUUUUCUUUUUCAUUUUUAGAAAAUAAAAUGUCAGUACCCACUCUGUAAAA